Molecule: messenger RNA, 678 nt
Organism: Radiomyces spectabilis
Lineage: Eukaryota; Fungi; Mucoromycota; Mucoromycetes; Mucorales; Radiomycetaceae
Product: transmembrane protein 223-domain-containing protein
Exons: 4
Coding region: 1-678 (225 amino acids)
Cellular component (GO): mitochondrion
Source: RefSeq, a predicted model, not a curated record
AUGAUGUGGCCACGACUUAAUCAAGCUCGCAUGAUUGCGUGCCUCCGAAACCGAGCGUAUACCUCAUCUGCUACUGCCAGCUCAAAGACGCUUCUGCAGACCAAUAAACAACUCAAGCAAACACUCCAGGGCCGCGAUAUACUGUUUUAUCAAGCACCUGCUGGUGUUAAGCGCACCUUCUUCUUCAUGUAUAUUUCGGCCGGUGUCCAAUUGUUAUUUUGGGGAAAUUUGGCAAGUUUGGCCUAUGUUACUUACAGCCAAAAAUCGGGAGAUGAAGAGGACGCUCCGGUGGUCUUGGCACCAAAAUAUAAGCGGGUGGCUAUUGCGGGAGGAUUGGUGGCCGUAGGCAUCGGUAUUGCCACUUUGAUGUGUGUAUAUCCAUGGCGAUAUGUCGAUCAACUGUGGUUGCUAAAAGGCGGUCAGCAUGUGCGGCUCGUGACCCACGCCAAGUUACCGAGUCAUCGAUCGAGAGAAUAUCCUAUUCAACAGUUGUACUCUAAACAAAAGAUCUUUACGGGUGUAGGGCCCACCGGCACCGACGCGCUCGGUCAAACCACCUCGUCAAGCGUGUUCCUCCGAGCCAAAGGCGAACGAUUAGGAUACACAUUAGAUCGCAAAGGUAAAUUUACAGACAGCAGGCUGUUUGAUGGCUUGUGGUACAAUCUCUCCGCCAAAUAA